GUUCAAAACUAGUAAAAGUGCAAUCGCACUUCUAUCUACUCCAAGCUGCAUUUUGAUUCAGUUGCAUUUUGCAAUCAGUGAGUGGCGAGUGUUCUAGUGCACUUCUCAUCAUAGACUGUUAGUUUUGUUAGUAAUUUUCAGCAUAUUUUAGCACUUCUUAGCACUGAGGGAAAUAUGUCACUACUGCCCACAAUUCAAUUUUUCACAGUUGCGUGUCUUUUCCUGGGCAAAAUCGGCAGUUGCGAUUCGAAUACCAAUACAAGUCUCUAUAGUUUUGACAAUAGCUUUGAGCCUUUGACAGACUUUUUCUUCUUUCCGCCGUUUUCUGAUAACAUAACCGAUGCCAAGUGUAAGCUGCACAGUCGGAUUUACCAACAAGAGUUGAGGAAGUUCACCUUAUGGGCUGUGAAAAUGUUUGACUCAUCCACCAAGUUCCCGACGGGCAUUCUGUCGGGAUCCCACUACGACUUCGGCAACUUCGACGAGUGCUUGCAAGUGCAAGCGCAACUUGACGGCGAACUUAUCUCGGGCAAGUACUGCUUAGCUAAGUUGGCCUUCUCUCCGGCCGAUCAAGCACACCUUGAGAUAUUCGACAAAACACCUUCACUGCUGCAAUACUCUUUCAACGAAUCUGCCUGGCAGACUAUCAAGCGGUUCGCAAUCGACCCUUCAAAACGUAUCAGACAUGAGGUGAACUGGGCUCUGUGCAUUCCCGACUCGUGUCGCAGCCAAGACCUGGGCAUUCAACUGAAUGAGGCGCUACAGAAGGCUGUCACCAAGUUCAAUUUCAGAGGACAAAUCAGCGUCGAUGACAGAAAUUGUCAAACGGCUGAGUCAGCACUUCCUGUCAAACUCACCACUGCCGAUAUAACUUUCUUGAGUAUUAUUGGUUUUUGCGUUACAAUUGUUAUUCUCUGUACAAUGGCCGAUUUGUUCACGAGUAUUUCUGCUCUGCAAAAAUAUCGCCCCAGCGGCUACUCGGAAAAACUGAUAGAAGCGUUCUCAGCCUCCUCCAAUGUUCACAAACUGCUGACAUACAGCGACAAUGCAGACGGCCUCGACUGCCUGCAUGGCCUCAAAUUCAUCUCAAUCUGCCUCAUCAUCAUGGGCCACAGAGUCAUGUUCGCCCUCAGCACACCCAUUGUCAACACUGACUUCAUUGAGGGCUUUUACUCGAAAAUACUAGCCAUGAACCUUCUGAAUGGACCAAUAGUGGUGGACACCUUCUUUCUAAUCAGUGGCUUCCUGGUCUGCCAUCUUCUGCUCGAACAGUAUCAGAACAACAAAAACAUCAACAUAUUCGUACUCUACUUGCACCGAUAUAUCAGAUUGACCCCAGUCUACAUAGUGCUACUGGCCUUCUACUGUACCAUGUUUAUCAAGAUGGGUGAUGGCCCACUGUGGGUGGAAAAAGUGGGCAAGGAAAUGUCCAGAUGUCAGACCACAUGGUGGGUCAACCUGCUCUACAUCAACAACUAUGUCAAUGUCGACAAUCUUUGCAUGUUCCAGUCUUGGUACAUAUCAGCUGACUUCCACCUCUUCAUGAUAGCACCGUUCAUCGUGAAACUGAUAAGUAGCCGGCCGAAAUUUGGAGUUGCAAUCCUGGUUGCCCUGAUAUGCGCCUCAACGGCUUCAACAUUCUGGAGCAUCUAUCACAAGAAUCUUGACGCAUUGCUACUCCUCUAUAUCAGAACUUUGGAAAAUCCACUAGCCAACCAGACCUUCAGAGAUGUUUACAUGCCAACACACACUAGAGCAACACCUUACUUCAUUGGAAUCGCCACUGCCUACAUACUCAACAGGAUAAGGGCAAAGAAUAUUGUUAUUCCAAAGACAAUAGUGUGGACUGGCUGGCUGGUGUCAAUAUUCUUCGUAGAAGCAACCAUCUAUUCAGCGUGGUACUUCUAUGUGCCAGACUCAAACUACAGCGCCCUCAACUCGGCCAUCUAUGGGGCUGGCCAUCACAUCAUGUGGACUCUGGGAGUCUGCUUCAUGAUUAUCGCUAUGGCCACAGGGAACGGAGCUUUCAUAGAACCAGUGUUCGCGUGGAAACCUGUGAUCACAUUGAGCAGAUUAUGUUACUGUGCCUUCCUAUGCCAUGGGGGACUUCAGCUCUACAGUGUGGCCGCCCUCAGAAACCCCAUAUCUGCUAGUCUCUACAAUUUGACUUGGUUCUCAUUGGGUGACAUAAGUCUAUCCUUUUCUGCCGCUUUCUUCCUUUCGCUUGUAUUCGAAUCACCCAUUCUGAGGAUAGAAAGCAUUCUAAGGAAAAAAGGUUUAUCAAGUGAAAGCAACGAAGACCUAACAAAAAAGACUGAUAGCUUAGAAACUGUCGGUAAAGAAAUAUGAAAAAACUCAACUUUU
This is a messenger RNA of Nilaparvata lugens (brown planthopper), 2364 nucleotides long. Its product is annotated as nose resistant to fluoxetine protein 6. NCBI's taxonomy places the organism in Eukaryota, Metazoa, Arthropoda, Insecta, Hemiptera, Delphacidae. Gene Ontology annotation, molecular function: acyltransferase activity, transferring groups other than amino-acyl groups. The coding region runs from base 175 to 2349 and encodes 724 amino acids. The record is from RefSeq and is a predicted model, not a curated record. The transcript is spliced from 13 exons.